GUCACUGACCUCUGAAGGGGUUGAAAAUAAAGUUGACGCAUCCAUGGUUGAAGCAAGAAGCUUAAAAAAGCGAAUUUUUGGUGUUUUGAAGGGCUAAAAUGGCGGGACGACGGGCGCUUCACUUUGUCUUCAAAGUCGGAGAUCGCAACACCACUGCAAAAUUCUACAGAGACAUACUGGGCAUGAAAGUCCUUAGACAUGAGGAGUUUGAAGAAGGCUGCAAGGCAUCUUGUAAUGGACCCUAUGAUGGGAGAUGGAGUAAGACUAUGGUGGGGUACGGACCAGAAGACAACCACUUUGUGGUGGAGCUGACUUAUAACUAUGGUCUCAGUACCUACAAACUGGGCAAUGACUUUCUGGGACUGACAAUCAAGUCCAAAACUGCCAUAGAGAAUGCAAAGAAGCACAACUGGCCAAUGACAGAGGAUGAGACAGGCCGCUACAUGACCCAAGCCCCAGGGGGGUACAAGUUCUACCUGCUGAACGAGGAACAGCCCAGUACAGACCCAGUGCAGAAAGUUACACUGGCUUCAUCUGACUUACAGAAGUCUGUGGACUACUGGUCCACACUGUGUGGUAUGAAACUGUACAGCAACAAUGGAAAAAUGGCUACCUUGGGGUAUGGUGACAGUCAGUGUAAGCUUGAACUCCAGGAUGUUGCUUCAAAGGUAGACCAUGCCACAGCAUUUGGGAGGAUAGCUUUCUCAUGUCCUAGGACCCAGCUUCCUGACAUUGAGGGUGCGAUGAAAUCAGAGGGUCAGACCAUCUUGACUCCACUGGUCAGUUUGGACACUCCCGGGAAAGCAACUGUGGAAGUGGUCAUUCUGGCUGACCCAGAUGGACACGAGAUCUGUUUUGUUGGUGAUGAAGCCUUCAGAGAACUUUCCCAGGUCGAUCCCAAGUCUGACCAACUCUUAAGUGAUGCCAUGGCAGCCGACAAAAGUGACGAAUGGUUUGCUAAGCACAACAAACAGAAGGCUUCAGCGUGAACAAUGGGAAGGGGAGCUG
This is a messenger RNA of Branchiostoma belcheri (Belcher's lancelet), 1008 nucleotides long. Its product is annotated as glyoxalase domain-containing protein 4-like. The transcript has 10 exons. The record is from RefSeq and is a predicted model, not a curated record. NCBI's taxonomy places the organism in Eukaryota, Metazoa, Chordata, Leptocardii, Amphioxiformes, Branchiostomatidae. Bases 99 to 989 code for a protein of 296 amino acids.